CCUCGCAGCGUUCCCCUCCCCCACUUUCUUAAAGGGCCGGCGCAGGGCUGAGCGGGAAGGGGCUGGCUGCACCGUCCCAGGCCCGGUCGGGCACACAGUGGGGACCUGGGAGUUGGAGGCGUGGCAGGCGGGCCAGCCAGAGUGCUGCUGUCGCCUACGGCUCCACUCCGGUUGCCCGCCCGCCUGCAGUCCCUCCGCCCUUCCCCGCCCUUCCCGCUCCUCCCUCCCUCCUUCUCUCCUUCCUUCCCUCCCUACAGCCGUCCGUCCCCCCCAUCUCUGCUCAGCUUCUCCACAGCCUCGGCUCCGACACCUGAAGAGACCGAAGCGGGCACAGGGAGUCCCGACAGGCGGCUGCGGAGUGGGACGGUCAGUCUAGCGGAGGCCUCCGCAUGGCCCCACCGUGAGAGACUGGACCCAGCGACUGGGACCCGGAGCAAAGCUUCAUCCACCUGGCCAUCCACACACCAGGUCAGCAAAACUGACCGCACCAGUACUUCAGACCACAUACUGGAGAAGGGUGAUUCAGCAGACUUGAUGAGGUCUUCGAGGAACUCCCAACCUCAGGGGUGGUGUGGGGGUCUGGUGGAGUCCCAGGAGCAGUCAGCACAGGGUGAGAGUAGUGGCUGCCAUGGAUGAGGACAAGCUUCCAUCUCAGCUACCUGGGGAAGGUGGUGCUGCCUGGGACCCCACCUUGGAGUCUGAGGAAGAACCAGGGGUCCAGAAUGGAAUGGCACAGAGUCAGGACCUGAACAGCAGCUACAGUAGCCCAGGACCCGAGAUAAGGGGCACUUUGGUGGACACCAAGGAGCCUUCACAGGGCCCGAACAUGGCCCUCCAUGGCCUCAGCCUUGGUCUUUCCCUCACCAAUGGCCUAGUCCUGGGGCCAGACUCCAACAUUCUAGAAGAUUCUACAGAGUCCAGGCCCUGGAGGCCUGGUGGGCUGGCAGAGGGGGACGAUGCUUCCGGGAAUCUAUGUCUGGACACUGAGGACCCUCAGCUGGGGCCGGGUGGCCCCGGAGAGCCAGAUGUACGGGAUGGCUUCAGUGCCACGUUUGAGAAGAUUGUGGAGUCUGAGCUACUGCGGGGCACCCAGUACAGCAGCCUCGACUCCCUGGACGUGCUGAGCCUCACGGAUGAGAGUGACAGCUGCGUCAGCUUUGAGGCCCCCCUGACACCCCUCAUCCAGCAGCGGGCCCGUGAUAGCCCUGAGCCCGGGGCUGGCUUAGGCACUGGGGACAUGGGGCCUGAGGGGGACAUGGGAGCAGCUGGUGGUGAUGGGGAGCUGGGCAGCCCCCUGCGGCGCUCCAUCUCUAGCAGCCGAUCAGAGAACGUCCUGAGCCGCCUGUCUCUAACUGCUAUGCCCAAUGGCUUCCAUGAAGACGGACCCCGGGGUCCAGGUGGGGAUGAAGAGGAGGAGGAGGAGGACACAGACAAGUUGCUGAACUCAGCCAGUGACCCCAGCUUAAAGGAUGGCUUUUCAGACUCAGACUCAGAGCUGAGCAGCUCGGAGGGGCUGGAGCCUGGCAGCACAGACCCCCUGGCCAACGGGUGCCAGGGGGUCAGUGAAGCUGCGCGCCGACUGGCCCGCCGCCUCUACCUCCUUGAGGGCUUCCAGCGCUGUGAUGUCGCCCGGCAGCUAGGCAAGAACAACGAGUUCAGCAGGCUGGUGGCCGGGGAGUAUCUCAGUUUCUUCGACUUCUCGGGCCUGACUCUGGACCGAGCGCUCAGAACCUUUCUGAAGGCCUUCCCACUGAUGGGGGAGACGCAGGAGCGUGAGCGGGUCCUUACACACUUCUCCCGCCGGUACUGCCAGUGCAACCCAGAUGACAGCACGUCGGAAGAUGGGAUCCACACGCUCACCUGUGCUCUGAUGCUGCUCAACACAGACCUGCAUGGACAUAACAUUGGCAAGAAGAUGUCCUGCCAGCAAUUCAUUGCCAACUUGGACCAGCUGAAUGAUGGCCAAGACUUUGCCAAAGACCUGCUGAAGACCCUUUACAACUCCAUCAAGAAUGAAAAGCUGGAAUGGGCCAUCGAUGAGGACGAACUGAGGAAAUCACUGUCUGAGCUGGUGGAUGACAAGUUUGGGACCGGCACCAAGAAGGUGACACGGAUCCUAGAUGGUGGCAACCCCUUCCUGGAUGUCCCACAGGCUCUCAGUGCUACCACCUACAAGCAUGGGGUGCUGACUCGGAAGACUCACGCCGACAUGGAUGGCAAGAGGACACCCCGUGGGAGGCGUGGCUGGAAGAAAUUCUACGCGGUGCUCAAAGGGACCAUCCUGUACCUGCAGAAGGAUGAGUAUAGGCCUGACAAAGCUCUGUCCGAGGGCGACUUGAAGAACGCCAUUCGCGUGCACCAUGCUCUGGCCACCAGGGCCUCCGACUACAGCAAGAAGUCCAACGUGCUCAAGCUGAAGACGGCCGACUGGAGGGUCUUCCUCUUUCAGGCCCCGAGCAAGGAAGAAAUGCUGUCCUGGAUCCUUAGGAUCAACCUGGUGGCCGCCAUCUUCUCAGCCCCGUCCUUCCCCGCUGCUGUCAGCUCCAUGAAGAAGUUCUGUCGGCCCCUGCUGCCCUCCUGCACCACACGCCUCUGUCAGGAGGAGCAGCUGCGUUCUCAUGAGAAUAAGUUGAGGCAGGUGACUGCGGAGCUGGCCGAGCACAGGUGUCACCCCGUCGAGAGGGGUGUCAAGUCCAAGGAGGCUGAGGAGAACCGGCUGAAGGAGCACUAUCUCACUUUUGAGAAAAGCCGUUAUGAGACCUAUAUCCACCUGCUGGCUGUGAAAAUCAAAGUGGGCUCGGAUGACCUGGAGCGGAUCGAGGCCCGGCUGGCCGCCCUGGAGGGGGAUGACCCUUCCCUCCGCAAGACGCACUCAAGCCCGGCCCUCAGUCAGGGCCACGGGACUGGGACUGGCAGCAAAGCUAUGAAGGAAACCACCGGGGCUGAUACUUAGCUGGCAUGGAUGGGCAGGCCCCAGAGGCAGGCAAAUGCCCCCAGAGGGGUCAGUGAGCACAAUUCCAGCCAGGGGCCACUUGCACCAGCUCCAGGCAGUUGACAGGCGGCCACAGGGGUGCACAGAGCCCUGUGGGCCAAGGAGAUGGAGGUGCUCUUCAUGGCGUUGAUCGUGCAUCCUGGGGUUUUUCUGGGCCUCAGACCUUCUCCCCAGCCUUCACGUUCCUCUCCAUCACGAGCCGCAUUUUGUAGGCCAGUUGUAUGCAUGUUCUAGACACCAUCUCACUGGGAAAGGAGGACUGGCCACUGGCUUCCCAGGCCCUCCCCUCCUCACACACCCCUCCCCACCUCACACGCCCCCUCUCCUCACACACCCCUCCCCUCCUCACAGACUCCUCCCCUCCUCACACACCCCUCCCCUCAUCUCCAUUGUUUUCAAAGGCAGGUCUUGACUCCAGGUCUCAACUUGUAUCCUGAGCUCUUCCCCUCCUCCUCCUCCUUCAGACUUGACCAGCAGCAGGUUCGCAGACCACCAGCACCAUCCUCUCCGCUCCCCCCUCCAUAGCUUCUGGAACCAUGCCUUGUCCUCCUGCCUCCCCUUGCAAUAAUCCAGGACCCAGGCCUGCUCCCUCGAUGCCAAGCUGUCUCCACUCAUGUGUGCGUCCACCUCACCUUCCAUUUAUGGAGGCCACUACUUCUUUCUUUUAUAUGGACAAAAAUGUAUAUAUAUAUAAGAAUUAUAUAUAUAAGGAAUCCCUUUAAAGAAGAUUUUGGAACUGAUAUCAGGAUGAACUAAUAUGAAGGAAAAGCCUGUUUCAGAACUCCACCUGUUGGCAAGGACGGCUGCUAUCCAGCCCCCUGGUGGCCCUGACACUCGGGGAGGGAAGGUGGAGGCAGUGCUCACCACCUCUCACCGCUUUCCCCCUCCUCCGGCUGACCUGUGAUUACACUGCUCUUACAGUUGAUACUUUGGAAUAAAUAGUGUGUGAGUAUGCCACCCCGUCUGUCCCACGGGCAUCCAUGGAUGGACCAUGGCCCUGUUUAUAUUUUGGUCUUUAUGUUGGUGCUGUCAGGUCUCUGAGCUACAGAGGUGGCCUCGUGUACAGAUUUACUGCUACAGGAAUAAAAGACAUUCUGCCUUGCAAACAGCCACUUGUCAACAAGCCCAAAGAUGUUUGAUGGGGGAAGGUUAUGGAAACCAGUCAUUCCUGGGCUUGAAAAAAAAAUGGAGUAAGAAGUGGCUGAUUGUUUUUUAAGCUGACAUUUCGUUCAUUCUUUUAGUGACUCACAAAGGCUUGCUAAGGACAUGCUUGGGAAGGACAGACAAAUCUGCCUUGUGAUGAUCACUGACUAGCAUCCCGUACACCCUGUAUCCUGCAUUCCUCAGACGGACAAGUGGUGGGGUGAUGGGACCCUCAGUGUAGCUGUGAUGAGCAAAUCCUUUAUAUUUUUAAAAUAGAUUUAGUCUGGGCAGCACUCUGACCUCAGUGGUAACAUAUUUAGUUAGUUGCAAGGUUGGCUUAUCUUGUUAAGAACCUAACACUUAUAAGCACGCUCCCAUUUGAUGCAAGGGAUGUAUGAGUCUGGAAACAUGUAGUGGUUUCCAUCCACGUUAUUUAAUUUGGAUCAGCUGAAGUGUAUUUUACACCCAAACCAUCUGGCCCCUUCGCUUCACUGAGGGGAAGUAAAUGUUCAUUUAAAUGCAGUUGAAAGAGCAAUGUAACAUAAAAAAAGCUCUCUGUAUUCUCCAGGGUGCUUCAAAGGUCUCUGAUUUUGGGGGCCCACCUCAUGAGGUGGAGGGUGGGUGAAUGAAAGCAGAGGAGCAGGAGCAGGCUCAUGUCUGCUGCAGACAGAUCGGCUUCCCUGAGCACUAGUGAUGUCUCGCAUCAGUAAAAAAGUCUUUAGUUCACUUUCUCAAUUGUAUAAUUAUUUAUUGUAAAUUAUAUACAUGUACUACUGUACUAAAAUAUUAUGUACAUUAUAAAACAUACACAAAAAUAGAAAUUUAAAAAGAUGAGAUGAAAAUAAAUCUAAAUCAAAGUUCUAA
Messenger RNA from Suricata suricatta (meerkat), 4999 nucleotides. RefSeq names its product pleckstrin and Sec7 domain containing 2 (gene PSD2). NCBI's taxonomy places the organism in Eukaryota, Metazoa, Chordata, Mammalia, Carnivora, Herpestidae. Gene Ontology annotation, molecular function: guanyl-nucleotide exchange factor activity; phospholipid binding; protein binding. Bases 629 to 2953 code for a protein of 774 amino acids. Gene Ontology annotation, biological process: regulation of ARF protein signal transduction. The record is from RefSeq and is a predicted model, not a curated record. The transcript has 16 exons.